This is a messenger RNA of Thalassophryne amazonica, 2629 nucleotides long. It is a transcript of the gene erlin1, whose product is annotated as ER lipid raft associated 1. Lineage: Eukaryota; Metazoa; Chordata; Actinopteri; Batrachoidiformes; Batrachoididae. The transcript is spliced from 12 exons. Bases 127 to 1143 code for a protein of 338 amino acids. The record is from RefSeq and is a predicted model, not a curated record. Gene Ontology annotation, cellular component: endoplasmic reticulum; endoplasmic reticulum membrane. Gene Ontology annotation, molecular function: cholesterol binding; ubiquitin protein ligase binding. Gene Ontology annotation, biological process: SREBP signaling pathway.
GAUAUCCGACAACACGUGAACGCAGCACAAUAGUGAAACCUGUAGGAAGCGUAUGGGAGGGGGGAUGGGUCGACGAAAGCCAGAAGAGGAGGAGGUGUUUGUGCACGGCGGUGAGUCCUGGUGAGAAUGACAAUGCCGCAUGUUGGGGCAGUAUUUGCAGCAAUAGCAGGAGUGAUGGCCAUCCUGUUACACUCCUCCAUUCACAAGAUUGAAGAAGGUCACCUUGCUGUGUAUUACAGGGGUGGAGCAUUGCUGACAACUCCUAAUGGUCCUGGAUAUCAUAUCAUGCUGCCUUUCAUUACUACUUACAGAUCAGUGCAGACUACCCUUCAGACUGAUGAGAUAAAAAAUGUGCCUUGUGGAACAAGUGGUGGUGUCAUGAUAUACUUUGACAGGAUAGAGGUUGUCAAUAUGCUUGUCCCUACAGCAGUGGUGGACAUAGUAAGGAACUACACUGCAGAUUAUGACAGAGCUUUAAUUUUCAACAAGAUUCAUCAUGAACUUAAUCAGUUCUGUAGUGUACACACAUUACAGGAGGUCUACAUUGAGUUGUUUGACAUCAUAGAUGAGAAUCUAAAGACAGCAUUGCAAAAAGAUCUUAACGUGAUGGCUCCUGGACUCACUAUACAGGCCGUCCGUGUUACAAAGCCAAAGAUCCCCGAGGCCAUCAGGAGGAACUUUGAGCUCAUGGAAGCAGAGAAGACCCGCCUGUUGAUAACAGCUCAGACUCAAAAGGUGGUGGAAAAAGAAGCAGAAACAGAAAGAAAGAAGGCCAUUAUUGAGGCUCAGAAAGUGGCCCAAGUAGCUGAGAUUCGGUUCCAGCAGAAGGUGAUGGAGAAAGAGACAGAGAAGAGGAUCUCUGAAAUAGAGGAUGCUGCCUUUGUGGCGAGGGAGAAGGCUAAGGCUGAUGCCGAGUAUUACACUGCUGCCAAGUUUGCAGAAGCAAACAGGCUGAAGUUAACUCCAGAGUAUCUGGAGUUGAUGAAGUACCAGGCCAUAGCAGCGAACAGUAAGAUCUACUUUGGUCAGGACAUCCCUAACAUGUUUGUAGAGGGAAACAGCGGCCCACCCAAGCCUGGAAAAUCAUCUAAUCUGCCCAAUCUUGAACCAGAAACACAUGAGGUGAAGUCAGGGGAGUUCUGAUUGCUCAUGUCUGCCUCUUUGCACAGGACAGGGGAACCUGUUGAGGACGUGUCUGUGUGGUAGGGAGUUCUUGAGACGAUGGCUGUGAUAGUUCUCUUGAACAAAUACUUCAGUCUUAAAUCUGAAUGGGAAGAAAACAGAAGGUAAGGGGUAAGAAGGUCAAGUAAAAAAUGGAGAUAGAUUAUAAAGAUUAUACCUUGCUGUCCUGGAGGAGACGGUGGGAUUGCGGAAUGAGAACAAUGCCAUAAUUAAAAUCACAAGCAUAAUGAAUGAUGAUGCCCAGGAAGGCAUUGUGUGUGCUUAAUGUGUGCUUAGAGUCUGUGCAGUGUGUAAGUUUGCUUUUGGAUGUGUCCGUUUUUGUUUGAUGUAUGCAAGAUUAACCUAAUGAUUUUGAGCAUUACUGUGUGUUUUGGCCGAACUGGAAUCUGGCAGGUGACACUAAUUAAAAGCAGGGUGCUAUACAUAUGUUAUGCAAUGGGGAGGUUGUUUCUGUUCUCUUACACUAAAUCAUUAGUUGGUUCUUCUCUUGGCAUGAGUCUGGACUGUGAAAUCGUGUCACAUACUGUUCACUUUUUUUCUUUUUUUUUUAAGGUUCUUGUAACGAUUCUAAAUUAAAUGAUUUUCAGUUUUCCUUUUCAAGUUGGAAAAAUAUGAGGUGGUGUAACAGCGUUCAAGAGCAGAGCUUCUUUCCUUUGGAAGUUCAUUUAAUUGACUUAAUUCGCAAUGCCUGCAGUGGUUUCCUAACUUAUUUUUUGCGCUCGUUCAGAUUUUUGAUUGCCCGAGAAGAUUGAACAAUUGUAAUGUAGAACUCGCAUAAAAGUUGCCGUCUACGAUCAAUUUGGAGGAGACACCUUAGCUAGAACAGCAAAGACAUUUAACAAGAUAUGUAGUUUUUUUUUGUUUGUUUUUGUUUUUUGAACAAUGAACACUGUCUUUUUAAAAUAUGAAAAUUUGAGACUCCACUAUUAGUUAAAAUUGGAAGCUUUGUACUGCAAAUAUUCCAGUAACAGUUGAUAUUGCAAUUUUAUUUCAUGUGUUUAAAUGUCAAACCUGAUGAUUGCAUUUGUCUGUUAAUCUCACAAUGGCUCCUUAUCCCUUUUGAAUGUUUACAUUUUUCUAUAAAUAGUUUAACACAGAGAGACUGAAGCCUUAAAUUUUUGGGUUAUUCCGAUUAUUAAAGUUGCUAAGAAGGACAAAACUAGCGGUGGACACCACUCGUGCACGGAAAACAUCCUGGCUGUUGACCUCUGAAUAAUAGUUAAGACUGCACUUGUUUCGCUUCGGUGUUGGGAUCAUGUAAAAAUUAAAAGGAUGGGAUCAUUUAAAAAUUAAAAGGAGGGGGUAUGAUUAACUCGUUUUUUUUUUUUCCUUGUCUAUUUUGUACAGUCUGAAAUUUACACAAUGUCUCCUUGUUUUAAAAGGUUUAUAUGCAAAAUGUUUAAACAAUGAUCUUAAGUGAAAUAAAACCUAUUUUGGUACCUCUCUC